GAUAUACAUUAGCGCUAGCGCCUGUAUAAUUCAUUUUCAGAGAAGUUAUCUGAGAAAAACUGCCUAUCGGGCGGAUACCCCGGGCAGGGUACGGUAUACAAUAACAGACUUUUUCUUCAGGAAGUAAUUUGUAAACAAUUAUUCUUCACUAAAGUUCAUACGAACCAGACUAAUCAUGAUCAUGCAAUCUUUGGAACGGGGUAUUUUGAUGAUUGUAGUAUCUAGCUUCUUGUUUGUGUUGAGAAUAAACUGUGUUACAAGGAGCGAGCAAAGCGUCCUAAUAUCAUCAUUUUUUAUGCCGAUGAUUUGGGCUAUGGCGAUCUGGAGCCGUACGGACACCCCACUUCUUCCACGCCAAACCUUGGGCGGCUAGCAGCAGGUGGAAUAGUGCUAACACAAUUUUACUCCUCCUCACCAGUGUGCAGCCCUUCAAGAGCUGCAUUGCUGACUGGCCGAUACCAGAUGCGAUCUGGAGUUUACCCGCAUGUCUUCAAUGUUGAAAUGUCUGGAGGUCUUCCUCUCAAUGAGACUCUUAUAUCCAAAAUGUUGAAGCCAGAAGGCUACAGAUCAGCAGCGGUGGGGAAGUGGCAUCUAGGACUAGGCAACAAUUCAGUUUAUCUGCCCAACAACCAUGGAUUUGAUGAGUUCUUAGGCUUGCCAGCAUCUCCCUCCCAGUGCCGUUGCAGUGUCUGCUUCUAUCCUAAUGUUACCUGUCAUCGUGCUCCUUGUAGUCCUGAAUAUAGCCCUUGUGCGCUCUUUAACGGUACCACAAUCAUCGAACAACCAGUUGAUCUCCUGACAUUAGAUGACAAAUACGUGAUGCAGAGCAGACAUUUCAUCAGAACCAAUGUUGGAACUGGGACACCCUUUUUCCUGUACUAUGCCUCGCAGCAUACGCACCACCCUCAGUAUGCUGGGAAGGAAACAUCGGGUACAUCGAUAAGGGGACGAUUUGGAGACUCACUGGCGGCCUUGGACUGGGAGGUGGGACAGAUAUAUGAAGAGCUGAAGGAAAACGGAAUUCUUGAGGAUACAUUCUUCUUGUUUUCAGCAGACAAUGGACCAAGUCUUUCCUUUGAGAACUUCGGAGGAAAUGCAGGACUAAUGAAGUGUGGAAAGGCAACAACGUACGAGGGCGGUAUGAGGGUGCCUGCCAUCGUACACUGGCCAGGACAAAUCACCCCAGGCAGGUCAAUGGAACUCUCAAGUACCCUGGACGUUCUGCCGACUAUUGCUUCCAUAACCAAUGCUAAGCUACCCAACGUUACACUUGAUGGCUACGACAUGUCACCGUUCCUUUUUCAAGGCAUGCCUAGUCUCAGAGAAUCCUUCUUCUAUUAUCCUGCGGAUGUUGAUACCGAACACAAGUCAUAUGCGGUACGAUAUAAGCAGUACAAGGCUGUUUUCUAUACUGCAGGCAGUGUUCUCUCCAACAAUAAGAACAAAGAUAUUGAUUGUCGAGGUACAUCGCUGCGUACGUAUCAUGACCCUCCUAUGCUGUUUGAUCUUGAGCAAGACCCUUCAGAGCAGUACAAUCUCUCUAUCAACCAUUCUCCUGAAAAAGACAUCGUCCUAAAGCUCACGAAGAUGAGGGCCGACUUUGAUGCCAAAAUGGUAUAUGCACCAUCUGAAAUGAAUAAGCCAAGGGACAAGAAUCUGAUGCCGUGUUGCAAUCGAGGAUGUAGCCCCUACCCGUCCUGUUGUCACUGUAUCAGCAGCGCUCCGCGAGCUAACAAUGAUCCGUUGGCGCUCUACAAAAACCUAUGGAAAAAAUAACCUAGUAUGCGAUGGUAGAUGGAAAUUGUCUAAUGUUUACCAUUGAGAUAAGAAGUUACCUAGCUAUGAGGCUGAAGGAAAGAAAGGAUUCCAUUUAAAUGUUAAAGAUAUGUUUUAGUGCCUGGGCAGCAAGAAUGUCUUACAAAAUUGUUAUCAUGUAGAUCUUUAAAGACGAUCCAAACUUUGAUCUUCAACUAUGUUCUUCAUUGUGCAAACAAUUGAUAUAUGAAAUGGAUGAAAUUCAAAUCAAUCAAUUAUUACAGUACUUAAAAUUAUGAUAUAUUGGAUGGCCUUCUAUCUAAAUGUUAAAGAUAUGUUUUAGUGCAUGGACAGAAACUGUAUCAUGUAGAUCUUAAAAGACGAUCCAAACUUUGUAAUAAGUUUAUUUGUGUGGAAAAAUAAAAUAAGAGUACCAGAAUAGUAAAAGCUUGAAAGAAAUCGGACAAUUGAUAAGAAAGUUAUAAAUGUUGACACUUGAGAUCACAAAGUGUAUGCUAGUCUAAGGUGGGCUAUGUGGUCAGUGGAUUGUGACACAUUCUCAGUCAAAUCCUGUUUGAGGUAUACUAAAAAUGCUACUCGAAAAUAUGAAAAGCAUAUUACUUAGUAUUGUAUGUCCUCCAAUAACAAAACAAAAAAUCAUUCUAAGUAAUGCAUUUUGGAAAAUUUACAUUCUAGUCGUUUUGUGUACAUCACAGUGACAUAAUCAGCCAUUUUGAAAUUCAUGUAUGUAUUGUGAUUACUACUUACAAAACUUUACAUCUUUCCUAUUGUUUGUUCAAUUUUAUUCAAACUUACUAAUCUUCUUCUCUGAUUUUUAUGCCUCCGCCACCGAAGGUGGUGCCGGAGGCAUCAUGUUUUCGGGUUGUC
Molecule: messenger RNA, 2643 nt
Organism: Strongylocentrotus purpuratus (purple sea urchin)
Lineage: Eukaryota; Metazoa; Echinodermata; Echinoidea; Camarodonta; Strongylocentrotidae
Product: arylsulfatase A
Exons: 6
Coding region: 463-1776 (437 amino acids)
Molecular function (GO): arylsulfatase activity
Source: RefSeq, a predicted model, not a curated record